AUGUAUCCGCAGAAGUUAUCACUAUCGGCUCCAGCAUCUGCAAAUGCUGGUAGGCGACAUAACAAGGCCCAUGAUUCUGUUUAUGCGCCCAGCACUACUGAAACGAAUGUACAUACUACUGAUACAAUACAACAAGAUCGCAUUGCUUGGCAAACUAUGUCUCAAUAUUUGACUCUUCGGCUGAUGCAAACACGACGAUCCAGCACAACAAACCGUACCGAUCGAGCAUUUUCACAAGCAGACGUACCUUCACAAUACAUUCGAAAGCUUCCUCAUAAGAGUAAUCAUUUAAAAGUGCCGCCAUCAGCUAUAUCCGAUGAAAUAUCGGAACGUAGCUUCAAACACUUGGAUCCAGUUACAUUGGAAUUUGAUGAAGAUAUCGUCGAAGGCACACCAGCACUUGAAACUGAUGUACAUAUCAUACCAUUGGACAGGCUAGUUGAACGUUUUAACAGUAAUUUAACAAUCGGACUGGCCGAUAGCAUCGUAGAACAACAACGUACAAUCUACGGAAAAAAUAAACUAACACCAUCACGUCCGCCAAGUCUUAUUUGGAUGUUCAUCAAACAAUUGCUUAUCGGAUUUAAUGGUGUCUUAUGGCUUGCUACUCUGUUUGCUUUUCUCAGCUACAAACCAUUUGGAGGUUCCGAUCCUGACGUGACCAAUCUCGCUUUAGCUGGCAUACUGGUUUUUGUCAUUGUGUUCAAUGCAUUGUUUAACUUCUAUCAGGAAGUAAAGUCAAUGAAAAUUGUCGCAUCCUUUUCAAAAAUGCAACCUGCACUUGCCACCGUUAAACGAAAUGGUGUUGAAAUGCAACUUAGUGCAGAGGAACUUGUGCCUGGCGAUAUCGUUCGUAUUCGUCUCGGCGACCGAAUUCCAGCUGACUGUCGAUUGAUUUCGUGCGAUGAUCUUCAAGUAGACACGUCUCAAUUGACUGGCGAGUCGCUACCGGUUACGUGUACGGUUAAAUGCACAGAUAUGAACUUUAUGGAAACGACCAAUAUGGUUUUCUACUCGUCCCUCGUUGUUCAAGGCUCAGCUGAAGGCAUAGUAACUAAUAUUGGAGACAAAACUGCACUUGGACAAGUUGGUCAAAUGACUCGAAGCACUGGUAAUUCAGAAGUGACAGGACUUCAUCGAGAAAUCAACCGUUUUGUCCUAUUUAUCAUCAUCGCUGCAUUCACAUGUGUUAUUCUCUUAUGGAUUACUUGGGCUGCCUGGCUCAAUAUCGUCCAUGAAGGAUAUAUCACCGUUAAUGNUCCACCCGAUCUGACUGAGGGAAUAUGUCCGCUCAAUCUUUCGAUAACAGAGCUUACUUCGAUUUAA
Molecule: messenger RNA, 1326 nt
Organism: Adineta ricciae
Lineage: Eukaryota; Metazoa; Rotifera; Eurotatoria; Adinetida; Adinetidae
Source: the annotation of a GenBank genome assembly